This is a messenger RNA of Esox lucius (northern pike), 2728 nucleotides long. It is a transcript of the gene hey1, whose product is annotated as hes-related family bHLH transcription factor with YRPW motif 1. Gene Ontology annotation, molecular function: DNA-binding transcription factor activity, RNA polymerase II-specific; RNA polymerase II cis-regulatory region sequence-specific DNA binding; protein dimerization activity. The record is from RefSeq and is a predicted model, not a curated record. The coding region runs from base 132 to 1202 and encodes 356 amino acids. The transcript has 5 exons. Gene Ontology annotation, biological process: regulation of transcription by RNA polymerase II; regulation of neurogenesis; anterior/posterior pattern specification. NCBI's taxonomy places the organism in Eukaryota, Metazoa, Chordata, Actinopteri, Esociformes, Esocidae. Gene Ontology annotation, cellular component: nucleus.
UGGGAAAGCUUGGUCCUUCAAACGGAUGAGCUCGAGGCGUACCUGUCAGAAGCACGGAGAGUCUGACAACUUAAGGGCUUGGACUAUAUUAUAUUGUACUUUGAACGAAGAAAACACGGGAGCGGAUAAAAAUGAAAAGAAAUCACGAUUUUAGCUCUUCGGACAGCGAGCUUGACGAGAACAUUGAGGUUGAGAAGGAGAGUGUCGAUGAAAAUGGGAACAUUAGUUCUCCGCUCGGGCCAAUGUCUCCAUCAACAAAAACCCAAGUGAAUGCGAGAAAGCGGCGCCGAGGAAUCAUUGAAAAACGUCGCCGUGACAGAAUCAACAACAGUCUCACCGAACUACGUAGGCUGGUCCCCAGCGCCUUCGAGAAGCAGGGUUCAGCUAAACUGGAGAAAGCAGAGAUUCUGCAGAUGACGGUGGAUCAUUUGAAGAUGCUCCAUGCUGCUGGAGGCAAAGGUUACUAUGACGCCCAUGCUCUGGCCAUGGACUACCGGGGUCUGGGUUUCAGGGAGUGUCUGGCAGAAACGGCCCGCUACCUGAGCAUCAUCGAGGGCCUGGACAACACUGACCCCCUGCGGGUCCGCCUGGUGUCCCACCUUAACAGUUAUGCCUCCCAGAGGGAGGCGCACUCUGUCUCCGUGUCCGGGCUGGGGCACCUGGCCUGGGGCUCGGCCUUUGGGUCCCCCUCCACCCACCUGGCCCACCACCUCCUUCUCCAGCAGCAGCACCAUCAACACCAGCCGGGGGCAACGCUAUCGCUGACACGCAGCCCCUCCGCCAGCCCUCCGUCCUCCUCUUCUUCUCCUUCUUCAUCUUCUUCCUCCUCCUCCUCCUCUCCGAUAGAGAGAGAGCCCCGCUCUUCGCCUCAUGGCCACGGUCCCAGCAGGCUUAGCGGUGCCACCCCCCUAUCUGAGCACGGCCACGCCAAGGGCGGUCCCCUCCGCGUCCUGCCCAGCACCGCCUCCCUCCCCCCGGGGCUGAAUCUCGCAGUGAGCUCCGCAGCUGCUGUGGCCUCCAAGCACUCCCCUUCCCUCUCCCUGUCCUCCCUCUCCACACUGUCGGCAUUCACCUUCCCCUUCAGUGCCUUCCCCCUGUUGUCCCCCGGCACGCUCAGCCCCCCUAGCCACAACCCAUCCAAUCAGGCCGGCUUGGGAAAGCAUCCUUACCGGCCCUGGGGCAUGGAGAUUGGGGCUUUCUGAACUCUCUAACCACAACCCCCCCCCCCCACCUCCACCCCUCCUCCGCCCCACAUGGACUGAACUCGACCAUACGGAUGGGCCCGAGGACUCGCCCCUCGUUAUGAACUGAACUCGCCAGCCGAGCUGGGCCUUUCUACGGACAAGACAAGAUGAUGUCCAAAAAAAAGAUGUCCUUCUGUCUGUAAUAUUAUAUCGACCUUCUAUAGAGGAGAUAGCUAUAGGAUCCCACUUUGUAUAUUUCAACUUUCUUAGAAUUUAUGUUUUUCUACGAUGAUAAAGAGAAAACAGUCGUGAUAGAGCAGGAAAAGUGAUUGUUUUACGGUGUUGAGUUAUCUGUUAGUCAUUUAUCAGAGGACUUGGCUCCUCCCUCUUUCGCGUGCAGCCUAUAGGGCGGGGGAUUUCACAGAUGGUCAGGCAGUCAAUCAGUCGCCCAUCAACUUCUCAGUGAAACUGUGGCCCUUUGUGUUUUCCCCACUGUACUGUUAUCUCGCCUGACCACUAUAUGAAAGACUGUGUGAAUGAGAGAGGCGUGGAGGGAGAGGCUGAGGAGCGGCCCUUUUUUACCGCAUUUUAUGGACUGGAAUAACCGAAACCAGGUGUCUGUUUGACUGUUAAUGUUGGGAACAUACGUGAACAAUCUGAAUGAGUCUAAAUAUAAUUUAUCCCGAACCCCCUUGUCUUCCAUUGUUUUGAUUUGCGUCCUCGGUGUGAGUUUCUUUGGCAGCGAAAUCUCCUGAAAGUAGUGUAUUUACAGUCAUGAGUGAAGGGUGAGGAGAACAAAGAGUUAAUAUCCUUUGGUGGAGCAUCUACAGAGGUCCUAAGCCCCUAUAUUUCUGAUUGUUAGCAGAUGGCAGUUUAAGAGUGUUCUUUAACAUUAAACACCCUACUGUCAAGGCCAGCUGAACAGGCUGCUUUUGACUCAAUAUGGAACCAAUGGGAAUCUUAGUAAAGUAUUUAUUUACUGGUUGUUAGAAUUGUAACAUUUUCUUUAAACUCCUUUACAUUCUACUUUAUAUGUUUUAGACAAAAUACUGUAGGCGGGACACUUCCAAAUAUAAAAAAAAAAAAGAAAGAUUUUAUAAUAUAUUUGUCAUGUGUUGAUAAAACAUCCUAUUACCUUCAACGUAAGUAGAUGCGAAUUGGAACAAUUUCCCACCCCAGACCGACUGCUCUUUCCUCUAAAUGAUUUCUGCUCAGAGAUAUACCGUUGACCUGGUUUGUCUGCUCCAGUUUCCUUCCCCCUGACAAUGUGUUGGUGGCAGAAAUAUAUCAUCCCAUUGAUCAGAUUUGCUGGUCACUUCAAAGGUUUUUAUCAAACCUCUAAGGUGAUGCUGUACAUAUGUGAUUUCUGUGGAAAAGUGCUGACAAAUCAGAUUUCUCAGAUGAUAUUGACAUCCUGUUUGUACUCGUGUGCUAUCUGUAGAGAUGGGCUGUGUAGAAAGGUGGGAAGGCCACUGUGAAACUAUUCCAUCCUUUACUUAUGUGACUGCUUUGUAAUAAAAGAAGAAGCUAUACAAAAAUGAAUC